UUCUCUAUAAAAUCUCUGCCUCUGUUUUUCUCUGUUUGGCUUCGCAUGGAGCUUUGUUGCAAUUCCACUGAAACUUCAUCUUUGCUGCUCCAGAAUCCAUUGUUCUUCCCUUCUCUUUAAGUUUAAGACGACCCGUUUUGUUAAUUAUCGUUGAGUUAUGUUGCACGAGGUGAUCGUCGGCGGCAGCGGUUCCGAAUCGGAGCAAAUGCUUCCCACUGAAGAAAUCUCGAGUCCAAUCAACGCUCAAAUAUAUGAUUUUUGUGAUUCCGAGUUGUUCUCAGAGAUGCUUCAAAACUCCGAGGAGUUCAAUUCUUACUCGAAUUGUUAUUACGACAAUAAUUCAUCAUAUGCUACAAAUCUGCCUCAUUCCCCAGAUCAAGCAGAUAACAACGGCAAUGAAAAUGGCAAUACGGUCGUUGCUGCUCCAUCGUUCGUACCAGCUAACGAUGCAUCGGCUACAACGAACAUUACGACCAACAGUAAUUUGACUACUAUCUUUGAUUGCCAAGAAGAACUUGACAAUGAUAUCUCUGCUUCCAUAGACUUCUCUCCAUCGGAUUCGUUUUCAAUCGCUCAAUAUCUCACCAUCCAGUCGGGGCAGUUCGACAUUUCUCAAGUGCAGUCUCAGAUGCCAUUACUAGAUCCCAUGAUUGAUGGGCUUCUGCAGUGUCCUAUGGCUCCAGGAACUCUCAUCGACGAAGAUCUACCUUCGAUUUACGUCGACGAUUGCUUGUCUUCCUUCACUUCCUACAUGCCAUUGAAUCCUUCCUCCCCUUCGUGCUCGUUCGUCGGAGCAACCAUGCCAACUUACCUGCCUACGCCACCAAUGAACCUCACUGCAUCGUCGUCGUCGGUCGAAAAUUGCGGUAUGUUCCCGCUCCUCAGCGCAGAAUUGCAACCACAAGACCUUGACUAUCAAGGAGACAACUGUGGACUCUACAGCCAAGACUAUAUGCAGGGGACUUUCAAUCCAGCAGAUCUUCAGAAGGUACUUAGCGAUGAGAAUCUGCAACUGGCUGCUGGGGCAAUGAACUGCACUUCAUUAGCAUCAGAUCUCUCAAGCUUGAAGGACAGUACUUUCAAAGUUGGCAAACUCUCUGUGGAAGAGAGGAAGCAGAAGAUUCAUAGGUACAUGAAGAAAAGAAACGAGAGGAACUUCAGCAAGAAAAUCAAGUACGCCUGCCGAAAAACGCUAGCAGAUAGCCGCCCACGGGUUCGGGGACGGUUCGCCAAGAACGACGAAUUGACGGAGAAUCACAGGGCUGCUUGUAGCAUCCACGAAGAAGAAGAAGAAGAGGUAAAGCUUCUCUCUAAGCCAACUUUUCAAAAGUCACGACUCUCUACAAUGGUAGUUGUGAAGGAAGAAGAUAGCAUGGUUGAUUCUUCAGACAUAUUUGCUCAUAUCAGUGGAGUGAACUCGUUGAAACGCAGCUAUCCAAUCCAGUCUUGGAUUUGAUUUUA
Messenger RNA from Cucurbita moschata (crookneck pumpkin), 1461 nucleotides. RefSeq lists its product as uncharacterized. Gene Ontology annotation, molecular function: protein binding. The coding region runs from base 158 to 1456 and encodes 432 amino acids. Gene Ontology annotation, biological process: regulation of flower development. NCBI's taxonomy places the organism in Eukaryota, Viridiplantae, Streptophyta, Magnoliopsida, Cucurbitales, Cucurbitaceae. Gene Ontology annotation, cellular component: nucleus. The record is from RefSeq and is a predicted model, not a curated record. The transcript has 5 exons.